This is a messenger RNA of Phoenix dactylifera (date palm), 2562 nucleotides long. Lineage: Eukaryota; Viridiplantae; Streptophyta; Magnoliopsida; Arecales; Arecaceae. The record is from RefSeq and is a predicted model, not a curated record.
UACAAACAAUGGGAAUUAGAGUACCACCACCCUCCCUCCCCUUCCCCACAGCCUAAAAAUCGCACCUUACCUCUCUUCUCACCCGCUACAAGAAGAAUGGCGUGAUUCGAAGCAGGGCAGAGUUGGCGAUCAGAUCCAAACUAGCGAUGAAAUCUACAAUCGUUUCUCCUCAGAUCAAUCCAGAGAUCAGGAUUUCAUAGAUCUAAUUGGAUUUUGCUCUCACUUGGAUCUAUUUAAUUGGUUUUCUGGAUCAAAAAUCUCUUCUUGCUAGCUCCCCUGUUUCUAGAGGAGAUGGAGAGAGAUCGGAAGCUAAAGCAUUGCUGCAAGAUUUGUGGGAAGAGCUUCCCCUAUGGGAGAUCUUUGGGAGGCCACAUGAGGUCCCACUUAGCAUUGAACUCCUCCACCGAGGUCGAGGCGAGGCUGCAGAGCAGCAGGAGCUCCAUUUGGGUCGAAGCUGGCUAUGACCUGAGGGAGAACCCCAAGAAGACUUGGAGGCUAUGGGACUCUGGCAGCCAGGGCUCCCCGAGGCAUGACAAGCUCUGCAGGAAGUGUGGGAAAGGUUUCCUCUCUUGGAAGUAUCUCUUUGGGCAUAUGAGGUGCCAUCCAGAUAAGUCUCACCACAAUUUGGAGGAGGGAAAGCAAGAGCAAGAACUGGAGGAGCAGCAGAGGUCAUGGAGUGGUGCAGGAGGCCAAUCCGUCAAUGAGGUGAUGAUUCCGAGAAGGAGAAGAAGAUCGAGACGGGUGGCUUCGAUCUCAGCCUCAUCGACUCCUGUGUUGGAGCUUGAGAAGGAGCAGGAGGAUGUUGCACGAAGCCUCAUGAUGCUGUCGAGGGACACUAGUUUUUGGAGUGGCAUUAGCUCAGCUGCCGAGUCCGAUAAGAAUUCAGUGGUAUUGGAGAAUUUGAGCUCUGAGAGAGAUGAGAUUGGGAAGGGAAAGAAGAGAUCUGAAUUCAUUUCUUCAAGAAAUGGGAAUAGGAGAGAUGGGCUAAAGAAGGUGGAAUCUGAUGUUUCUUAUGAUGAUGGCUUUGUUAAGGAUGAAAAGUUCAAGAAGCCAAAGGCCUAUGCUUCGGAUAUCGAUGAAUUCGAGUACUCCAAUGAGGCAUCAAGAAAAGGCUCUCUCAAGAAGAAGGAUCUGAAUUAUUGUCUUGCUAAAUUGGAGAAGAAGACUGGAUUUGAUCAGUUGCACUCUGGAGUUGGGAAGUAUAGCAAAUCAGGAUCAAGGUCCGAGUUUGAUGUUUCCAAAGAUGAUUUCAGUAAGGUUUCUAUGAAAAGAGGCCGAUAUGAAUGUACUGCAUGCAACAAGUUCUUUCCUUCUUACCAAGCUCUUGGAGGUCACCGAGCUAGCCACAAGAGGAUGAAGGUCUUGUUUGCAUCAAGGAUUGAAGCCAGCAAUAACAGCUUGGAGAUAGAUGCUUCUAUUAAGCCAGCACGGUUGGAAGAAUUGGUCGAAAAGAAGGUUGGCCUCGAUACUAGCUCUGAAGCAUCAAAAAAGGUCAAGAGUCAUGAAUGCCCAAUCUGUCGCAAAGUUUUCUCAUCAAGCCAAUCUUUGAGGGGUCACAGGAAGUCCCACUUGGUUGCCAGCUCCGAUGGUGGAGGCCUCACUCAUCAGACUAUUGUAAUUCAGCAGCAACCCCUGGGGAUGCCGUUUGAUCUCAACCUCCCAACUCCCACCAAUGAAGGUUCUAGUAAUACCAAUGGGAAUCUCAAGUUCAGGUCUUGGUGGGUUGGAAGAAACCACGAGCACGGGUCGCUUUCUGGCCUGAUCUCCAAUUGAUGAAGAAGAUGCAGGGAGUUUAUACUGUAUACAUUCAUCAGAUAAUUGUUGCAGUUAUAUUCAAUUCAUUCUCUUGGAUAUGCUUGCAAGGCCAUGGCUGCAUUUAUCCUUUACAGCUCCAAAUGUUGAAGUGGUAAGUUCCUUUUUCCCUUCCUGAUUGAAGAAUCCAAAUCUCUGAGAAUUUUCAAUAAUUUUUGUUUCAUUUUCUAUAGACUCAGAAUAAAUCGUUGUUGAGUUACUAAUGAUUGAUGAGCCAACUGAAGUGCUGAAAGAGCAGGCUGCUUUUUUUUUUUUUUUGCGGCAAUUGAGAUUACUUCGAUGUUAUAACACAUUCCUUUUCUUUUUUCCUUCAGUAUGCUGAUAGUCCUCAAAGUCUCAUUGGUAUCAUUUUGGGCAAUCAUGGUUCAUAACUAAUGGCCUAAUGGAAGUGUUAGACGAGCUGAAUGCCACUUGAGAUCUUCUGUUCUUGUCUUCUGUUUCUCACAUCCUCAUCGGACUUUCUUUCCUUUUCCACUUCUUCUUUUUUUAAAAAACUUUUGAUUUGAAAUGUUUUGAAGAAGUCAGCAAGCAAUACACCUUUAUUUUCUGUUAACUUUUGAGCUGUUAUGAUGAUUUUCUUAACUAACCCCCUUUCUGAAUUCAGUAACUCCAGUGACUUGGAGCAACCUGAAGUCUUAUGAAGAAAAAAAUUUAGGAUCUUCUCUUAGGAUAUUGCUUUGCCUCUUCUGGAUCAAAUGUAAAUAAUGUUUAAGACUGACCUGAGAAGUCAGUGCUUAAAAGCAGUUGGUA